AUAAAGGAGUCAGAGAAGGUGCUCCAGUACAUCCAAGACAAGUUUAAGGUCGCCCAGUUGGAAAAAUUAAAUCUGAAGAACCAGGCACUAAAGGUCCAGGAGAAGAAGCUCCAGCAGCAGCUUCAACAGAAAAAAGAGACGGGAAAAGCCGAGUACGAGGAAUUUUUCCAGGAGUACAGUGAGCAGAGAAUCGACAAAAAUCUGGAUGAACUUCAAGUCAACAGUUUGAAAGUACAACGUGUCCUCAGUUCACACAAGGAGAAGCUACAGAGUGUGACAUGGGAGUCUAAAGAGUUGAGCGAUGACAUCAACAACAGAAAGCAGAUGCUGGCAAAAAUUGAGGAGGAGAUACAGCAUGCUGAGGAGGAACGUUUAAAGGCAGAGGCCCUAAACCAGCACCUGCGCCGCCAGAUGUCAGAUUAUCAGGCUCCUGAUAUCACUGAGUACAUGCACGUCAAGGACAAAUACAAGAAGCUGCAGCAGAGCAUCCACACUUGGGAGAGGAAGGUUGGGAUUGCUGAGAUGGCCUUGAAGACCCACUCUAAAGCCUGGAGCAAACAGAGAGCCACUCUUACUCCUGCAAACAGUGCUGCAGCUGGAGUGAGGUCUGGGGAAGACCAAAUCCCAGUAAAGCUCCCAUACAUAGCAGAACACAACAUAUAGAGAAGCAGAGAAUUGAAAGGCCUGCAGGAUUCAUUAAAGGAUGAAUGGUCUGAAUGGAAUGAAUGGGAUGAAUGGGUGAAGGAUGGAAACUUUGCUACAGCUGCAAAUGCCUUGUUUCAUAAUAUUACAGUUAGUCAACAUUUGAUGAGUUGUCAUAACAACUUUGAUUCUUUCUUGUAAUGUUUGUUGGGGAAUGUAGAGAGAAAACAAUGUGCUGUUGGCUUAGAGGUUCCUCAUCCUGUCCAUUUUUUUUAGUCAUACUUAUUAUGUAUCAUUGAAUGCCUUUUACCAUGCAUCAUUACAAAGAAUGAAUUGUGCUGAUGUUCUUUAAGUAACAGCCCAAAUACAAUAAAUAAUAAAAAUAACCUUAUACUACAAAGAUAGUAUACCAUGGUUACAGUGUAUUCAAUCCAAUACAUACAAGUACCCAUACUUCAUAUGUUUAAUGUCUAAUAUAUGUUUCUUUAUAUAUUUAAAAUGUGCAGAUUUCUGAGCUGAGGUUGAAGUUACUCA
Molecule: messenger RNA, 1176 nt
Organism: Lates calcarifer (barramundi perch)
Lineage: Eukaryota; Metazoa; Chordata; Actinopteri; Centropomidae
Product: coiled-coil domain-containing protein 113
Exons: 6
Biological process (GO): cilium assembly
Cellular component (GO): ciliary basal body; axoneme
Source: RefSeq, a predicted model, not a curated record